Messenger RNA from Conger conger (European conger), 6035 nucleotides. RefSeq names its product MAGUK p55 subfamily member 3-like. The coding region runs from base 153 to 1994 and encodes 613 amino acids. Gene Ontology annotation, cellular component: plasma membrane; cell-cell junction. The record is from RefSeq and is a predicted model, not a curated record. Gene Ontology annotation, molecular function: protein binding. The transcript has 20 exons. Lineage: Eukaryota; Metazoa; Chordata; Actinopteri; Anguilliformes; Congridae.
GAGAGGAGGAAGCAGCAGCAGCAGGCUCUUACAGCAAGAUGAAGAAUUAGGCACGGGCGCAGAGGAAUCAGGCAGCUACCGUCGGAAACCGAAGAUCACAGAGAUUAAGGAAAGCACUCCCUGUCCCCCAGGUGUCUCCACCCAGCGGAUCAAUGAAAGAAGCCAUGCCGGUCCUUUCUGCAGGCGCAGGCCUCCAUGAAACACUGGCCCUGCUGACCUCCCAGCUACGCCCAGAUGCCAACCAUAAAGAGGACCUGGUCUUCCUCAAGGAAGUCUUCAGUGAGAAGAGCCUUGGUUACCUGAUGAAGAUUCACGAGAGGCUGCGACAGUAUGAGCGCCAGAGCCCGACUCCUGUUCUACACAGCGCCUCCUCCCUGGCGGAAGAUGUGGCAGAGGAGCUGCAGAGUGGACCAAUGAGCAGCGAUGAGAAGGAGCUUCUCCAGCUGCUGACUGCACCUCACCUGAAGGCCGUGCUCACAGUGCAUGACACGGUCGCUCAGAAGAACUUUGACCCUGUCCUGCCACCCCUGCCCGAUGACUUGGAUGACGAGCUGGAGGAGGAGUCUGUGAAAAUUGUUCGCUUGGUGAAGAACAAGGAGCCCCUGGGGGCAACCAUACGGCGAGAUGAAGCCACAGGCGCUGUGAUCGUGGCCAGGAUCAUGAGGGGAGGUGCCGCAGACCGUAGCGGUCUUGUGCACGUGGGAGACGAGCUCCGGGAAGUGAAUGGAAUUCUCAUCAUCCACAAAAGACCUGAUGAAAUCAGUCAGCUUCUGUCACAAUCACAAGGAUCAAUCACCCUCAAAAUAAUCCCUGCUCUCAAGGAGGAGGACAGACUGAGGGAGAGCAAGGUGUACAUGAGAGCCCUUUUUGACUACAUCCCCUCUGAAGACAAAGCCACACCCUGCCAGGAGGCAGGGCUUCCCUUCAAGCGUGGGGACAUCCUGCAGGUGGUCAGUCAGGAUGACAGCACCUGGUGGCAGGCCAAAAGGGUUGGGGACAGUAACCUACGUGCCGGGCUCAUCCCCUCCAAGCACUUCCAGGAGAAACGGUUGGCCUACAGGAUGAAAAUGGGCACACUUCAUAGCCCCAAGUCCCCUAAAGAACCCAUUUAUGACCAGGGUUGUGACAAAGAGGACUGUGACUGUGAGGGCUAUUUCAAUGGACAGUAUAUAGUUUCUCCAAAGUGUAAGCCAGUUGCGCCUUCCUGUGGCCAAGCAUUUUCCUGGGAGUUUUACACAGCUGGACUUCGCAGAAGCUUUCGUCUGAGCCGAAAGGACCGUCAGGGAUCCCCUGGAGAGGCCCAAACACCCGAGCCAAAGGAGCCAGAGUUCCUGACCUACGAGGAGGUCACGCGCUUUCAAGCACGCUCCAAUGAAAAGCCACGUCUGGUGGUGAUGAUUGGAUCCCUGGGCGCUCGGAUCAACGAGCUGAAGCAGCGGGUGAUUGCAGAGAACCCCCAGCGCUAUGGGGUGGCUGUGCCACACACUACCAGGCCUAAGAAGAGCCAUGAGAAAGAAGGAGUGGAGUACCACUUCGUCUCCAAACAGGCAUUUGAGGCAGAUGCACAGAACAACAAAUUCAUUGAGCAUGGAGAGUACAAGGAGAACCAGUAUGGCACCAGUCUUGAGGCCAUAUGCAGCGUGCUGGCCAGAAAUAAGCUUUGCCUGGUGGAUGUGCAGCCAGAGGCACUGAAAACGCUGCGCACUGCCGAGUUCAAGCCGUACGUGAUCUUCGUGAAGCCCCGGAUCCCCGAGAGCAGACGCCGCCGCAGUGCCGGCACCUCCCCUGGGGGCGGGGAGCAAGGCCGCAUCACGGAUGAGGACCUCCAGGAGAUGCGUCAGUCAGCACAGCUGAUCGACCAGCAGUACGGUCAUUUGGUGGACCGAAUCCUGGUGAAGGAGGACACGGCGACCGCUUGCACUGAGCUACGGAACAUUCUGGAAAGGCUCGAGCGGGAGGCCCAGUGGGUCCCUCUCAGCUGGGUUCGGACCUAGCCCCCUGCCGACAUGCCUGGGUUUGUGCACCAUGUGACCCCUUCCUCUGACUGCAUAAAGCAACCCCUCUUCACCUCUCUCCCACUCCCUGUGUUAACCUAAUCUCCAUUACCUUGAAACCAACAAAGGACAAGCCAACCCCAGACAAGCAGAAUGCAGGUGACACAGCCCUGGAGAAGACUUCACAACAAAUAAGGCUGGCAGUGGAGGUUCCGUAUUGUUCAAUGGAUGUUCUCGGCUCUGCAAAAGAAAGAGCUAAAAAGAAAGAAAAAAUAAGAAAAUGGGGGAAAAGUUGUUGGCUGUGACUGAGAGUCAAAGACACAACCAGGCGCGUGGGCCAGGGUUUUGUCACAACAUUUCCAUGACAAAACCUGAUGGAAAUGCUAUCACAGCUUUCCCUUUGUUUAAAGUAAUUUGACAGAUUGCAGAUAAUUUUAGUUUCCUUGUGUGACCACUGCAGUGCAGUACUCCCCCAUCUGUUUGCUCUCCUCGCAGCCCUGUUGGGAUGAGCCACAAACUGAUGCAUUCUCUGCGACGUGAAAUGGGUUGCCAUGGUGUGUAAAUUCGCCGCGCAUGCUUUGGCAUGCUGGCAGUGCUGUAACCUGCUCCUUCCUGUUUCCUCUCGCUGAUACCAGUGGGCUGUCAUGCCCCAGACUGCCAGAGUAUGGACCAAAAUCAACUGUCUGUCUGUUGUGUUUCUCAGAAGUCAAAUAAACAGGCAUAGUGCUGGUGUGACUAAGUUAAGGGAUACCAAGAACCUUUCGGUGGGGCUGCACUGAAGAGUUUAGCAUCACCGACAGCUCUUUUCCUGUAAUGAAAACUUGAUGUGACCACAUGGUGCUUCCCAGCCUUAAGACCACCUCAUGGGGAAAUUAGUCUUACUGGGAUCAGCACAUCUCUGUGUGAAAUGUGUUCCUCAAAAUAAGUGCUUUCAGUCCUUCCUGUCAAACCAUCCACUUCAGAACAUUCAAUGUAUGCUAUCCAACCUAAUUAAAUGUACAUGAUGAUACAGAUGGGACAGAUUAGAAAAUGUUGUAUUGGAGUCGAAAUAGACUUCAGUAUUGAAUCUUUUGAAUGUUUAGGCAGAAUUUACCUUGACAGUUCAGUGAUGUUGAGCAUUUGAGGUGUUUGUUCAAUUGCAUGACAUCCUGUCAGCUCGGAUUUACUUAAACUGGGCAAUGGGCAUCAGAUUUAAAUUUGAUUUUGCUUUGAGGCUACUUUUGAUAAUGUUUCUCAAGCUGUUAUAUUUCAAUAAUUUACUGACAUUCCUACGAGAUCAUAAUCGGUUACAUUAUUAUCAAACUUUAAUUUAAACGUAAAUAUAUAAAAUACCUAUGCUUGUGCAGAUACCUGAUUCAAAUGCAGAUAUUCAAAUGUUUGACCCAAAGAUUGGUUUGUGUGUACAUGUGUGUUGGUGUGUGCAUGGGUGUUAUAUGCACAUAAACAUGCUGAACAUAUCCUAUGAUGUACAGAACUGAAUACAUACGAAAGAUAGAUGUUCAUGAUAGAUCUGCUCUGCAGUCCCAUAUUCACAUUGUGCUGUUUACAGAGGUAAUUAUUUUUAAAUGAUUAAAUUAAAGAGUGAUAUGAAUCAAUUGGCUGCUAAUUGCUUUGCAAAUGGAGCCGAGUUGUCCAACCCAAUAAGAAGCCUGUUGAUUCUUUAAAGGUACAAUAAUUAAUUUAAUACUCCUAAUGGUCAAGAGAGGAAUUGCAGCAACAACACCCUCAAACCACAACAAUUUUCAACCAAUGAGCUUGAAUUAUUGUACAGCUGUGCAAUGUUUUGGUACAUGGUUUCGGUCCGUCAACUGCAUAUUUUGAAACCCAAAUUCAAGGUCUAUAAAAACAGGCAGAGGGUGAGUCAACAUGCGAGUCAGCCUUUUUCAAUGAUAGGAAGGGAUUAACAAUGGCCUUGUAACAAUGUUUUAGCACAAAAGACACAUAUUGUACCUUUAAUUUGAUCAGUUAAAAAUUGCCUCUCUUUAUGUAAUCAUUUGCAGUAUAGCACAAUGUGCAUUUCGGACUUUUUAUAUAGUAUGCAUAGCUACUGCACUUCUGACAUGUAGCUCAAAGGAAUACACCAACAUUUUGGGAAAAAUACUUUUUUUCCCCGACUCGGUUUCCAUGUUAGCAUAACAUGAUAGCUUAGCAUAAAUACUUGAAGCCUAUAGGAGUCAGUAACCUUCCUCCUUCAAAGUGAAGAAAUACACCUUACAGCAUCUCCGAAGCUGUGUUAUUUACACAAGGUGUUGUGUAUUUGAAAUACACGUGCGGGAAGAAAACGAGACAACAUUUUCUGAGAAGUUAAACGGUUGGAGAAUACACAUGUAUCUUUACAUCUUCCGCUGGUGCAGCGCAAUUAUUAUUGUCGUUGUUUUGCAUUAUAUAGCUCCAGCAGGCCUGGAAUUUAUUUUUAGGAGAUGGAAAAUUUUUUCAAUAACAGGAUUUGUUAUAGCUAUCGGUUAUUCAUUCAGUGUGACACAGUCUCUUCGUGUGCUUUCCUUUUUGCCAGAGAUAUCGAGCCUUCCCAUCGAUGGCAGCACCAAUUCCUACUCUUUCUGUGCAGCAAAGACAUUCGAUUACUGUAUGCAUAGGUUGGCAAGGCCCACAUUUACACCACCGAUCCUUGCCGUAUCUUUCUCCCCCCUCGGCCCCUUGCUGUUCCACUGGAUGCCUUCUUGCCCACUCAGCAUCCAAAAUCAGUAGUUCCUCAUCUCAACUCAGGCUCAAACAGAUAAAGUUCUGUAUCAUUGUCUGUCCAGAAGAAAUCAUUUUCAUCUGGUCUUACAAAGUGGGCCAAGAUCAGAAGUAAAGGUGUGCGGAUCACUGCACUCAAUCAGCGGAAGACGGGAGGAUACAUGUGUGUUCAGGCGGUUAUAGUUCCGUCUAACUUCAAAUGCACAUACCAUGCAUAAAUAGGACUACUUUAGAGUUGUGUAUUUCUUCACUUUGAAGGAGGUAGGCUACUGACUCCUAUAGGCUUCAAAUCUUUAUGCUAAGCCAACAUGUUAUACUAACUAUACUGUGCAAUAAUCCAAAGUGGACAAAUAUCCCUUACAUCAAAAUGUUCUACAGCCUUACAUAUUGUUCUGCUGUUUUAAAAAGAACCUAUUCCAAUUCGAUAAAACCUUCUGCAAUGAUUAUGAAAUAUCCAUUUGGUGCAAACAUCAGUCCACAAUCACAAGUAGGGCAGAAUUGCACAGAGAAUCAUUGUGGUUCAUCUUGGUCCAAUGCCCAUAGUAGGUAGUAUUACUGUAUUCGACACCAGGCUGCACUGUACUUACAGAAUUUUUUUUUAUGUGUGUCAACUAAUAACAUGCACAGUUUGUUGUUCCUUUCUUUGAGAACAGCUAUUAUAUGUUAUUCUGUAUCCAAAAGGAGUUUCGGAAGUCCCAAAUUAUACUAUAGUCCAUGUCAUGAUAAACCUGGUGGGCUUUCUGUAGAAUUUUGUUCGAUUCCACUUAAGGAAAAGCAAGAUUUCAGCUUGCAACUAUAAACAGUGAUUAUGAAACAAAAUAGUCUAUAUGUCAAGCAUGCCAAACCUCUUUACUUUGAAAACCAGAUGGGCAUUAUAGAGAUCCCAAGAAGCAAUCUCAACAGAAGAUUCAAAGGUGCCUGUCCAAGGGACUGAAGAGUGAAGCUGUUUCUGCAAGCACAGCAGUUAUGCACGAAUUGCAAAUGGAGAAACAGCCUGAUGAUUUUGGUUUUGUGGUCAUCAUAUCACAAAUGGAAAGUACCAAGAAAGUGUUCCUCUGUUACUCUGGUCUUACAUGCUGGGAGCUGGGAGAGUCUUUCCCGUUUUAACCCUGGGCUAUGUAUUUUUCAAGGUGUAGAAAUUGUACAUCAGAUUUCCAUGGUAUUUAAACAUUUUAACUGAUGAAACAAAAUUGUGAUAACUGAACUUUAAGAACAAAAAUAUUCACAUAAGAUUAUUAUUGAAAUAUGAAUCUUGCCUAAUAAGAAUGGGAGAUGCAUACAAAACCUUCAGAAAAUGUAUGUCAUGCAUUAAGUCUUGCAAUAAAAGAAUCUAUGUAGUAGUAA